This is a messenger RNA of Zonotrichia leucophrys gambelii, 550 nucleotides long. RefSeq names its product DDB1 and CUL4 associated factor 11 (gene DCAF11). The transcript has 4 exons. Gene Ontology annotation, molecular function: protein binding. Lineage: Eukaryota; Metazoa; Chordata; Aves; Passeriformes; Passerellidae. Gene Ontology annotation, cellular component: Cul4-RING E3 ubiquitin ligase complex. Gene Ontology annotation, biological process: proteasome-mediated ubiquitin-dependent protein catabolic process. The record is from RefSeq and is a predicted model, not a curated record. The annotation marks the transcript as partial.
GGGGACGGGCGCUACGUGGUGUCCAACGCCAAGGACCAGUCGGCCAAGCUGUGGGACCUGCGCAGGCCCUCGGGCCCCGCGGCCGUGGCGGCCUCGCGCCGGGCGGUGGCGCGGCAGAGCUGGGAUUACCGGUGGCAGAGGGCGCCCCGGGCCGCCCGCCGGGCCACGCCCCUUCCGGGUGACGCGUCGCUGGUGACGUUCCGCGGCCACGCCGUCCUGCACACGCUGCUGCGCUGCCGCCUGGCGCCACCGGGGGGCGCCCCCGCGCUGGCGGCCGGCAGCGCCGACGGCACCGUGCUGGUCUAUGACGUCAUCACGGGGCGUGUCCUGCGGCGCCUGGCCAAUCACGGCGCCUGCGUGCGUGACGUCAGCUGGAGCCCCGAGGGGGCGUGGCUCGCCAGCGCUUCGUGGGACGGCACCGUCCGGCUCUGGGAUUAUCGCGGCGAUGACGACGGCGAUGACGUCAUGGAGGAGGCGGGGCCUCGCCGGAAAGGGGCGGGGCCUCGGCGGAAAGGGGGCGGGGCUUGGUAAUAAAGAACGCUCGCUGUGA